AUGGGGUCCGUGAGAUUUUGGAAGACGGGCUCUCCUGCUCCUGACAAGGGACACGACAGGCUCGCAGCGCGCUCGCGGCCGGCCCUCGUCCUCGAGGAGCCGCCGCUGCAGGACGCAGCUUGGGCGCCUCCGUCGCCCUCGCCGCGGCCGGAGCUGUGGCAGGCCCUCGUGGCGCUGAACGGCUGCACGCUCCUCUGGGGCUCGCAGCACGCCGUCAUCAAAGACGUCGUCUCGGACGUGUCUCCCGCAGCCUUCAACGCGGCGCGCUUCGGUCUCGCGGCGCUCGGCCUGUGGUCGUGCCUCGGCUUUGCGCUGCAGUCGGUUGGCCUAGAGACGACGAGCGCCGGUCGGUCUGCGUUUCUGCUGUACCUGAACGUGAAGCUGGUGCCGCUGCUCGCGCUCCUGCUCUACGGCCGCACCUCGCCACCCCGCACGUGGGUCUCCGCACUCCUCGCCGUCUGCGGCACCGGCCUGCUCGCCUCCGACGGCUCUCCGCCCAACGUCGGGGACGCGUGGUCGCUCGCUGCUGCGGUCGCGUCCGCAUGCUUCAUUCUCCGCCUCGAGGCGGCGGCCGCAGGCGCAGCGCCGCCCGAGCCGGCGGAGCUGAAUGCGGCGACGCUGACUUGCGCGGCGGGAUACUUUGCGCUCCUGGCGGCCGCAGAGGUGGGCGGUGCCGGGGGAGCGGCGCCGGUGCCGCUGAUGGAGGCUGCGCGGGCGCUGGGGGAGAGCUCGCCGCAGAUCUGCUACCUCGCCGUCGUGACCACGUUCGUGGCGCAGUGGCUGCAGGCGUACGGCCAGGCGCGGGUGGGCGCGCAGGACGCGGCGCUGCUCUACGCCCUCGACCCUUGCUACGCGGCGGGCUUCAGCUACUUGCUGCUCGGCGAGACGCUUGGGCCGCAGGGCUUCGCGGGCGCUGCGGUCGUGCUUGCGGCAGUGGCGAUCAGCCGCGGGGGAGGGGGUGCCGGCGAGGGCGGCGGCGAGAGGAGAGAGGACGAGGGUGCGAGGACCUCGAGAGCCGAGUGA
Molecule: messenger RNA, 1023 nt
Organism: Emiliania huxleyi CCMP1516
Lineage: Eukaryota; Haptophyta; Isochrysidales; Noelaerhabdaceae
Exons: 4
Coding region: 1-1023 (340 amino acids)
Cellular component (GO): membrane
Source: RefSeq, a predicted model, not a curated record